AUGGCGGGUAGCUUCUCCAUGAUCACCAGGUCGGCGACCACUUGCACCGUGGGCCUCAUCUUGUUCUCCGUCGUCUGCUACCUCCCGGUGGCUCUCGUCACCGCCUUGUUCUUCAACUACACCUCCUUCAGCACACAUGACAGCAGUGACUUGAGAAUCGAAGGCGAAGCCUACAUCAACCGUGGGUGGAUCGACCUGACAGCGUUCUGGGACAAAGCCAUCGACGACAGCAGGGGCCGUGUGUCGUACGCCGGUCCGAUGCGCCUCUGGGACAGGGACACCGGCGAGGUGGCCAGCUUCGUCACGCGCUUCUCCUUCGUCAUCGACCCACCGCGCAGGUACGGCGGCCUCAACAACAAGGGCGCCGGCAUGGCCUUCUUCCUCGCCGGCUACCCGUCCAGCCUGCCAUCCAAAUCCGAAACGUACAACAUGGGCCUCACCAACCAAAGCGCGGACGCCGUGGCCACCGGCGACAGCCGGUUCGUGGCGGUGGAGUUCGACACCUUCAACGACAGCAUCGCGCUCGACCCACACAGCACGUACGACCACCUCGGCAUCGACGUCAACUCCAUCAGGUCCGUGGCCACGGAGGUGCUUCCGAGCUUCAGCCUCGUCGGCAACAUGACCGCCGAGGUCAGGUACGACAACGUCUCAACCGUCCUGGAGCUGAAGCUAUGGCUGGGCGAUGGAAGGAACAUGAGUUAUAACCUUAGCCAAAAGGUUGACCUCAAGAGCGCUUUGCCGGAGAUCGUCUCGGUUGGUUUCUCUGCCUCGACGGGCACAUCCGUCGAGCUGCAUCAGCUGUAUUCUUGGUACUUACAACUCGUCCAUGGAAUCCAAGGCCACACCGAUACUAGAUGUGCCACCGCCGCCGCUGCAGACGACCCCCAGCACCUCGGGUUCUGGAGUUAUAGCAGGAGCCAGCGUCGGCUCCGCGGCGGUGUUCGUCGUGGCAGUUUUUGCUUUGGCAGCGUUCCUCGCACGACGGCGUCGGAGCAAGAGGAGGGAGCUGGAGAUGGCACAGGAGUUUGCCUGCUGGGCGGUGGCGUCAGCCAGAGGAACGACGUGUUCCGGCUGGUCGAGUGGGCCUGGGACCUGUACGGCAGAGGAGCCGCUCUCGCGGCGGCCGACGAGCGGCUGAACGGCGAGUACGACGCGGCGGAGGCGGAGCGCGUCGUGGCCGUCGGGCUCUGGUGCGCGCACCCUGACCCACGAGCGCGGCCGUCCGUCAGAGAAGCCAUGGCCGCUCUCCAGUCCAAUGGUCCCGUGCCGGCGCUGCCUGCCAAGAUGCCCGUGCCGACUUACGCGCCGCUGGUGGCCUCGCUGGAGGGAAUCUUCUCGUACACCGCUUCCACAUCAGGGAUGACGUCCUCCAGCUUGACUCAGUCGUCGUCAAUGACGAUGACGAUGACGUCCCCUCCAAACAUCAGUGCUAAUUAG
Messenger RNA from Miscanthus lutarioriparius, 1440 nucleotides. Lineage: Eukaryota; Viridiplantae; Streptophyta; Magnoliopsida; Poales; Poaceae. The record is from the annotation of a GenBank genome assembly.